AUGAAGAGAUGCCUCUACGAAGUAUUAGGGGUAGAUCAACACGCACCAGAAGAUGAUAUCAGGAAAUCUUACAGACGACUGGCUCUUAAAUUCCAUCCUGAUAAGAAUCCAGGAGAUGAAGAAGCACGUGUCCAAUUUCUAGCUGUUCAAGAAGCUUACGAAACACUAUCAGAUCCAAAUGAACGAGCGUGGUAUGAUGGACAUCGCGUUCAAAUCCUUCGCGGUGAUGAUGCUGGGACGAGCGGCGACGAUCCUUCCGCUGAAAGAAUCAACAUUUUUCGAUGGUUCAGAAAAGAUUGUUUUGACGGAUUCUCAGAAUCUGUUGAGAAUGAGAGAAAGUCGAAAUGUUUCUUCACUGUUUAUCGAGAAGUCUUUGACAUCAUCGCUGAUGAAGAAGUGAAGCGGACGGAGAAUCCUAAAGGAUCCAGCUGCGAAGAAUUUAAGACGGCCCCGACGCAUUUCGGGUUUGCGGAAGAAUGGAAUUUAGCAGAAGCACCAAAUCGAUUUGUCCGAAGACAAAUGGAAGCUGAGAACAAGAAAAAGCGAAAGGAUGCACGAAAGGAGUUUAAUGAUAGUGUUCGAGCGUUGCUUGAAUUCGUUAAGAAGCGCGAUCCUCGUCUUGCUGCCGUUCGUAUAGAAAAAGCGAAUGAGGCAAGACGUGUAGCAGAAGAAAAAGCUAGAAAGAAAAUAGAAGAGGAAGAGGAGCGAAGAUGCAUGCGGGAAGCCGCUGUUGAGGAAGAGAUGAGGCGAUGGGAAGAACUUGAGAAGGAAAAAGCGGCUUCAACGGGGCAAGUAUUUCUAGACGAAGCUUGGCAGAGUGAAUCAGAUGUGGAGGAAGGAAAAGGGAAGAAGAAGAAUAAGAAGAAAACAGACAAUAUUAUGUAUGCUUGCGAGGCGUGCAAAAAAGCAUUUCGGUCUGAAGCACAAUUCAAAUCUCAUGAAAAAUCUAAAAAGCAUAUUAUUGCGCUGAACAAGUUUCUUGAGGAAUUGGAAGACGAUGCUGUUUCUAGUGCUUCUCCUCAAAACAGCGAUGGAGAACGAGAAGGUGAUUUCUCUGACUCACAACCUGAUAAAUUGGAAUUGGAAUCUCAAUCUGAAAACAGUAACAGCAGAAGAAAUUCAUCUGGAAAGAGUGAUUGCGAGAAGUCUGACAUCUCGUCGAGCGACAGUGAAGCUUUGGAUCGAUUGCUACGAAUGCGGAUGAGGAAAAACUAUGAGAGUGAAAGUGAAGCUGAGUCAACAGACUCAAGCCAGGAAGAAACUGAAGCAGCAGAAACAAAAGAAGAAGAAGAAAGUCACGCAGCAGCAGAAACCAAAGAGCAGGAAGCUCAACCGGCAGAAGCAAAACAGGAGGAAAUUGCAGAACAGGAGGAAGUUGCAGAACAGAAGGCACAAAAGAUUUCGGCUGAAGCCCCUCAGAAAGUAACUCUUAAAGCAAAGAAACAAAAUCUUAAGGCAGCUGGACGAGAACGUCCCUCAGAAAGGCCGGAAAGGUGCACUUCUUGCAAUAAGGAAUUUAUGUCCCGAAAUCAGCUUUUCAAACAUAUCAGGGAUACGGGGCACGCAGCGAUCAAAGACGCUGCUCAUAGCAAACAGAAGCAGAAGAAAAAAGGAAAUAGUUAA
This is a messenger RNA of Condylostylus longicornis, 1623 nucleotides long. Its product is annotated as dnaJ homolog subfamily C member 21-like. The transcript is spliced from 4 exons. Bases 1 to 1623 code for a protein of 540 amino acids. NCBI's taxonomy places the organism in Eukaryota, Metazoa, Arthropoda, Insecta, Diptera, Dolichopodidae. The record is from RefSeq and is a predicted model, not a curated record. Gene Ontology annotation, cellular component: cytoplasm.